Molecule: messenger RNA, 2667 nt
Organism: Cynoglossus semilaevis (tongue sole)
Lineage: Eukaryota; Metazoa; Chordata; Actinopteri; Pleuronectiformes; Cynoglossidae
Gene: nphp1
Product: nephronophthisis 1
Exons: 20
Coding region: 122-2194 (690 amino acids)
Biological process (GO): protein localization involved in establishment of planar polarity
Cellular component (GO): cilium; cytoplasm
Molecular function (GO): protein binding
Source: RefSeq, a predicted model, not a curated record
UAGAUACAAUGAGCGCUGCUGAAAACGACUCCCUGUUACCAGGCGACAACUGAAGUUUAGCGUCAGCUAGCUGCUAAUAGCUAAUGACCGAUACUGUACGCCCAAAUAGAAGCGUUAAUAAAUGCCACCAAGAAGAAAAGGAGCCUUUCAACUUGCUAAGAAAGAAGUGGAUGAAACAGAGAAGCAGGUUGACAGUCUGGUGAAGGAUGUACACAGUCAGGCUGGAUCCAGUGAAGAGUUAUUACGAAGAUGUCAAGACCUGCAAAUGUCAGCAGAGAAGACACUGAGGAACCUGAGGAAACUAACUAAGGCCGACGAGCUGGCUCCGGUUGGGAACUAUGAACAGAGAAAACAGGAGGAAGAGAAACGGCUGCAGAACAUCUUGGAUCGUCUCAACACACUGUCCCUGGAGCUCUCACCACCGGGACCAAGUACCGAUGCUAGCAAUAUCUCGACUGAAGAUAGUGGUGAUGAAGACGACGAAGACAGUGUAGAGGACGAAGAUGAGGACAAAGAUGACGAGGUUGAUGAAAAGUUAGCUGUCAAACCACCCUCUCAGUCAGACCCUCGUAUCUACAAGGUCCUGAGUGACUUCCAAGGAGAGCAGGAUGGAGAUCUGUCUGUUCAGAAAGGUGAUUUACUGAGAAUCGUCAGGAGGGCAGCGGACGGAUGGUGGCUCGCUCAGGACAGCAAAGGCAAAAGAGGAGUGGUUCCCAAAACCUACCUGAAGUUGAACUCUGCUAAUGAUGAAGAUGAAAACGGCGGCCAUGUUGACGUAAAGGAAGGUGAAGAUGAUGAUGAAGAGGAGUCGUUGGAGGAGGAAGAUGACUAUGGUGAAGAGCUGACAGACGAGCAGGAAAAUCAGAGUAAAACUCCACAGUCCAACUGGUCCACGCUGAGAAAAGCUCUGACUGAGAUUGAUGCCACUGAUGUUCUGUCAGCCAUGGGUGCCAUACCUUCGGGAUUCAGACCAUCAACUCUCAACAAACUCCUGGUGGAGGAAGGAGUGAUGUACAGAGGAAGUCACCAUGUCCAGCCUUCUCUCAGCCAAUCACAGCUCUCCUUCAAAGACCUCUUCCUGGACGUAGAGACAGGCAGGGUCCGAGCUCGUCACGUCCAAACUUGUCUUUGUUUCACUCUGUGGAGCUGCAGGAUGAUUCCAACGCCGGGGGUCGGAGUUCAAGUCCUCAGCAGACACGUCCGACUCUGUGCCUUUGAUGGAAACCAGGUGUUGAGUAACAUCCACACGGUGAGAGCAACCUACAACCCCAAGAGCCCCAAAACCUGGAGCUUCUCUCCGAGGAUGACAGGCGUCCUUCCCAGCCUCCUCGACGGAGACUGUUUCCUUCGCUGCAGCUCUUCGUCUCCUGACCUCGGAAUCCUCUUCGAACUGGGAGUCACGUUUAUACGGAACUCGACAGGUGAGCGCGGAGAACUGAGCUGCGGUUGGUCUUUCCUCAAACUGACCGACGACAGUGGAAAUUCACUUCCCAGCAGAACCUAUGAGCUGCAGGUGAACGGUGGAACUCCCUAUGAGAAGAACGUGGAACUGGAGACUUCAGUCAGGAGAGGAUGUAAGAAGAAACAAGUCCAGACUUCAGUCUUCUUCCAGAUGCUUCAGGCCAAACGUCAGCCGAGACUGAUCGUGAAGUUGAAGUCCACCAACAGUCGGACCAGAACCCAGCUCAGUCUUCUUCCAGAAACUCUGCUCCACUGUCUGAACUGUGUCCACCUGCUGGCUCUGCACAGACAGCUGUUAGCCGACACACUGCUGAUGGACAGGCCCACCAUGCAGAACGCAGAACUGAUCAGCAGUCCAUUUCUUUCCACCUUCCCUGUGCUGUUGGACCAACCGGACCUGCUGGACGCUCUCAGGGGAGCCUGGCUGGAGGCUGAGAUCAGAAUGAGGAGGACAGAAGACCUGUCUUUCCUCAAACAGGAGUUUGUUAAAGUCUACAUGUCGUCCGUCUACUUCCUGCUCCACUCGCCUUCGCUGCCCCCGUACCGCUGGGCUGACCCGGCCUCAGAGGAGCAAAGGGCAAAGGUCAUCUACAUCACCUUGGAUUCUCUCAAACAUGUCCAGCAGACCACUGGCAUUUCAGGAAGUCCCGAAGUCUUCUUUGACCACACGCAUCAGCAUCUGGCCUUUGACCUCACAGAGCUGAACUUUGACCUUCUUGGUGUCGCACAGUAGAGUUUACAUCAAAUCACUCAGGGCCGAGUCAAUAAUGUAAAUUAUUAAUGACAAAUAUUUGUCCAUUUAAAUAUUUUUCAUGUGUCUUUAAUACAUUGUGUGUAUUUUUUAGAAAUAUAAAUUAUGAUAAAGAAUGUCUUACUUUUAUAUAUAUAAGAAAUAAACAGCUAAGAUACAUUUAUGUGGCUCUGUGGUGUUCAUUAAUUCACAGCAGCAGCAGCAGAACGGUGGGUGUGGGAUUAAAUAUAGACAGAUUAGAGCGUUAAUCUGGGCCUGAUGUUAGAAGAAGAAAUCAAAAAUUGUCUCAAUUAUGUCAUAAUGUACCAAUGAAGCACAAAUAGGUUAAUUAAAUUGGAAACAAUUAGUGUAGAAGAUACCAACCAUUACCAGAAAAUAGAAAAAAAAACAGAUUUCUACAUCAGGUAGAGAUACGGUCAGAUUAAAGAUUAAAUUUAAAAAAUACAUAGAUUUCA